CUCACGUAGGGUCGUUUUCACAUUUCCCAGAUGAUUUGACCGCACCAUUAGUUUGUGCUCACCAGGGGGCGUAAACGUUCCAGAAUCUUGAAGGCGGACCAGCCCCGGCUCCUCUAGGCAGGUGCUCCCGAUCCAUCCCCGAAGAGUGAAAGCCUUGCGGCUUCCUGCGAGAUCGUGACGACUUCCGCGUAGGAGGGCGAGAGGGAGGAGGGAGCGAGUGGAUCAUCCGAGCACCAGCGCCGCAGCCGCCGCCGCUGCCGCAGAGGGAGCGAGAUGGCGGAGUGCGGCCGGAAGGCGCUGUCCCUCCUGGAGGCGGCCCGCUCCCGCUACGAGAGCCUGCAGAUAUCCGACGACGUCUUCGGCGAGUCGGGAGACGACAGCAGCGACAACCCGUUCUACAGCACCUCCGGAGACUCGGACUCGGACAACUACACAGCCGAGGCGGGCGAUGAGGAACACCUCCACCACCACCACCACCACCACCAACACCAUCAUCAGCAUCAUCAUGCGCACCACUUCCACCCCCAUCGCCAGAGACGCGCCGACAGAGAGAGCUCCCACGGCGGGGGAGCGGGGGGAGGCAGCCCCGGCCCGCCCGGCGCUCUGUCCCGGAGCCAAGCCGAGGAGGAGGGCUGGACGGAGAGCCUGCAGGAUGUCACCGUGCCGCCGUUUAAAGGCUCUUACGGCCCCGCCCAGAAGAUGCCGCCAAGCGCCAGCGCUGUGGACUUCUUCCAGCUCUUCGUCCCGGACAACUGCAUCCAAAACAUGGUGACGCAGACCAACAUGUACGCCAAGAAGUUCCAGGAGCGCUUCGGCUCGGACGAGGGCUGGCGUCCCGUCACGGCCCAGGAGAUGAAGGCCUUCCUGGGCUUCGUCACCUCCACCAGCGUGCACCACUGCGAGUCGGUGCUGAGCAUCUGGAGCUCGGGCUUUUUCGGCAACCGCAGCAUCGCGCUCAAGAUGAGUCAGGCGCGCUUCGAGAAGAUCCUCAAGUACUUCCACAUCGUGGCCUUCAGGCCCUCGCAGGGAAGCAACCAGGGCCUGUACAAGAUCCAGCCCUUCCUGGACUCGCUGCAGCAGGCUUUCAGCUGCACCUUCAAGCCUUCGCAGACCCAGGUUCUUCACGAACCCUUAAUAGACGAGGACCCGGUUUUCAUCAGCACCUGCACAGAACGCGAGCAGCGCAAGAGGAAGAAGAGGAAGUUCAGUCUUUGGGUUCGGCAGUGCACCUCCACCGGAUUCAUCUGUCAGAUCUCGGUUCAUCUGAAAGAAGGCCAAGGUGCGGACGGCCUGGCCGCCCUGAAGAACAAGCCUCAGCUGCACAGUCUGGUGGCCAAGCAGCUGUGCCAGAACAUCUCUGGCAAGAACACCAUCGUCUUCACGGGGCCGUCCAUCACGAGUCUUGGCCUCUUCAGCGAGUUCAGCAAGCAAGACAUUUUUUGCUGCGGUCUGCUGAGCACCAGGAAGAGCGACUGCACGGGCCUGCCUCAGAGCUUGCUGGUGUGCAGCUCGACGCCGGCGCAGCGCGGCCAGUGGCGGGUGAUGAUGCGAGGCAGCAUGUCGCUCAUCAGCUGGUACAACAAGGGCCACUUCAGGUUCCUCACCAACGCCUACUCGCCCACUAAACAAGGUUUGAUCAUCAAGAGAAAAAGCGGCGAGGUUCCGUGUCCCUUGGCGGUGGAGGCCUUCGCCGCGCAUCUCAGCUACAUCUGCAAAUACGACGACAAAUUCAGCAAGUACUUCAUCUUCCACAAGCCCAACAAAACGUGGCAGCAGGUCUUCUGGCUGACUAUCAGCAUCGCCAUCAACAACGCCUACGUCCUCUACAAGAUGUCCGACGCGUACGCCGCCAAGCGCUACAGCCGAGCGCAGUUCGGAGAGAGACUGGUGAAGGAGCUGCUGGACGUGGACGACGACUCGCCCACGCCGUGAGGAGAUGGGGAGGGGUGCGGGGGGGUACACACCCGACACCCACAAUCGCAUUUACAUUGCCACACACUUCCUCCCGCCUGUACACUGUGUGUGUGUGUGUGUGUGUGUCACGAUACUCAAGCAGUGCCAACUCGUACCCAGGUCCUUAUCCGUUGUACUGUAAAUAGAAUGCGCAACAUCACUUCAGAAGUGGGGGGGGGGGUCGCGGGAUGGGGCGGAAGGUUGGACACCAGUAAGGUUUGUCUGAACAUGAGAUCAAGGGCGUGUUGAGCCCCCCCGGUACUUUCCCAUUUUUGAUCAUUAAAUGCGGACGACACUAAAAAUCAUCGUUUCUCAUUUUUUAUUCAAACCAUUCGAACUACAAAAAUCAGGAUAAAUUUGGGAACCUUUUUUUUCCCCGCUUUUUCCCACAAUUCCACAUUUUCCAACUUCAAAAAAAAACAACAUUCUUACCUUUUGGCUUGGGGGGGCGGGGAUGUUGUUGUUUCUGUAUGGCUCCAUUGCUUGAAAGUGGCUCUGGAUCUUCACCCAGCUUAGAAGAUCUUGUCAUGAGCUGGAGAAAGUGCAGAAACCGGGUUACUUACAGACGGCAGUUUGAGAAACGGGCAGGUAAAAACGUUAAUUUCACACGCUGUCGGUGGGCAGACGGUGUUACAUUUAAAAAUGACAUUUUCCAUAACACGUCACCGUUUAAAUAUGAUCACGUGUUGUGAAAAUGGUUCCAGGAAAGGUUGUAACUAAUUUUUUGCACUCACGCUUCCAAAAACAACAAAGUGGAUGUUAUCGUUGACAAUGAAAGAUUGUGUACAUAUAGAUGUAAGAAAUUCAGCCAAUCAAUUAGUCCCAGUACUUUACGUGUGUUUCUAUUUUGUUUACGCAGACUCAAGAAUGUCAUUUUUAUUUUUGAAUCACUGUUGCAAGGUAACAUUGUCCUCACUUAUGUGUGUGCGCGUGAAUGUGUGUGUGAGAACUAUGAAAAUGUCCCGUACUCACUUUCAGUAACCUUCACGUCAAUGUUAAGACACCGGGCCACAUACACAAAAGUUCAGAUUCAACAAACUGUGUGUAAUAACAUGUCUGUUGACUAACACGCUGUUGCGGUUUCACUGGGCUGAAAUCCGCACGGUCACACCCGGAAUCGGCAACACCUUAAUAUCAAAGCGCUUGUGUUAGCAUUAGCAUUAGCACUAACGUAAAUCUUUGCGACCCGAUACUUGGCGUAUUUUGUCUCUUGUCGUUUACUGUGUGUACGUUUACCAUUCACUGCGGCUCAACAGAAACAAACAUUUGUUGUUAAUCCUUUUAACCCGUCAAAAACGUGAAGCAUUCGAAACAAAUACAUUCUAAAUAUUAAGAUAGGUUAAUGUGGGGAGAAAUGUCUUGAGAGUCUAACUUGCCGACAUCAUCUAGGGCCAGUUUACUGGUUCUGUGAGGAUAAAAUGUCAUCUGGUUGAAGAAGCGUGACAUUAUUGAGUCGAAAGCUGCCAGCGCAGUACAGCCGAAACGCUAGCAAAUGAAUAAGAAUAGACUUGUGGGAAUAAAAUGACAAUAUUUCAUGGAACAAAAGUGACAAUUUAGGUUGAAAAUGGAGGUCAGUGCUUCCGACUGCUCCUUAUGAGAACCCGUAUCAUCCCAUUUUUGAAAUCAUCUACCGUGUUUGAGUUCCGAACUAGUGGCUGAAAAAAAAAAAUGGGACUCAUUCCUUUCCCAUAGCACCUCUUCUUUUUGAUUUGCGCCCCAUUCAAACUCAACGAAUGCGUGGGACGAAAUGUGCUCGGCGCCCGCAGUUUAAUAUCCUUAACUUAAAGAGUCACAAAAUGAUGACGAAAUAACUCGCCCUAGUCGUGCGGCAUGAGAUGCUGUCCACGUGAUGUGAAAAUGUGUGUGCGUUUUAUCUGUGCAGUGCUUUAACUAACGGGUCCGCCGAGUCAGUAGAGAUGUGUAAUAAAUGGAUCCGAUGAUGAAAUAAGGGUGAGCUCAGGGCGCCGUGGCUAACUAACCGCACUCUACAUGUGACAUUAUUAAGAGGAGACUAACACACAUACACUUGAUGGACUUGUUUAUCUCCUAAACGGGUGCUAUCAGUAUCAAGUAGACUUCAAUGUUAUGAAAUCUUAGCAGCCACAUAAUAAAGGUGAAAAAUAUAAUAACAUGGUAAAAGAUGAUUCAAAGGGAAAAAAAACAAAAACAUUUUUUUCCCAUCAUGCAACUGAUGAGCCCCACUGACAUGAGUGUGUGUGUGAGUGUGUGCGCGCGCAUGUAUUGUUGACACUGGGUUGAAAUGUGUACAAUAACUGGACCAAAUAAAUUUCAGAAAUGUGUGUGGUGA
Hippocampus zosterae (dwarf seahorse) is the source of this 4261-nucleotide messenger RNA. It is a transcript of the gene pgbd5, whose product is annotated as piggyBac transposable element derived 5. The transcript has 7 exons. The coding region runs from base 274 to 1932 and encodes 552 amino acids. Gene Ontology annotation, biological process: non-replicative DNA transposition. Gene Ontology annotation, molecular function: transposase activity. Lineage: Eukaryota; Metazoa; Chordata; Actinopteri; Syngnathiformes; Syngnathidae. Gene Ontology annotation, cellular component: nucleus. The record is from RefSeq and is a predicted model, not a curated record.